AGAGAAAUUCUAGAACAGCAACAGCAAGAGAGAGAUGACAUAAGUUUUCAUAGUAUGUGUAUGUUCUGUGAUCAAGAAUUCACAGGAAACAGAUCUGUCCUUCUCAAUCAUAUGGCAAGAGAGCAUGCUUUUAACAUUGGGCUGCCAGAUAACAUUGUGAAUUGCUAUGAGUUUUUAGCUGUAUUACAGGAGAAGCUCGACAAUUUGCAGUGUUUAUACUGUGAAAAAAUCUUCAGAGACAAAAACACACUUAAAGAUCACAUGAGAAAGAAGCAGCAUCGCAGAAUCAAUGCCAAAAACAAAGAAUAUGACAAAUUUUAUAUCAUUAAUUACUUGGAAUUUGGGAAGUCCUGGGAGGAAGUGCAGUCAGAGGACGACCGGGAAUUACUAGAUAACCUAGAAGAAGACUGGUCUGACUGGGAAGAGCACCCUGUGUGUGCAGUUUGCCUGUUCUGUGAACAACAAGCAGACACCACAGAAAAAUUGUAUCUUCACAUGCAGAAAUCACAUGGAUUUGACUUUCCUAAAAUAAAGUCAGAGCAUGGUCUGAACUUCUAUCAGCAAGUAAAGCUAGUGAACUUCAUCAGAAGAGAAAUCCAUCAUUGUCGUUGUUACAACUGCCAGGAGAAAUUUCAGUCUAAAGGAGGAUUGAUAAGUCAUAUGGAAGAGACCAAACACAUUACAUUCCUGCCAGCCAGGUCUACAUGGGAUCAACCACAGUAUUAUUUUCCUACCUAUGAAAAUGAUACACUCCUGUGUACGCUGUCAGACAGUGAAGAUCUGAUAACUGAGGAUCAAAGUGAAGAUAUCCCUGUUGUAAGUGAAGAUAUAUCCAACUUAAAAGCUCUCAAACAGAGCAGUGUUUUAAACCAGCUCCUAUAUGAAGAGAAGAAGAGUCAGGAGAAAUUUUGACCUUGAAUUACAGUUGCUGACCUUUGAGUGUUUCUUCUGCAAGACAAAAAAAAAUACAUUCUUUCACUAAUAUUGGAAUACAGUUUAACUCAUUAAUGUUAUCACUGAGCAAAUACUACAUGAAUGGGAAUGCUAAAUAAAAUUUAAGUGU
Fulmarus glacialis (Northern fulmar) is the source of this 1063-nucleotide messenger RNA. It is a transcript of the gene ZNF277, whose product is annotated as zinc finger protein 277. The transcript is spliced from 8 exons. Lineage: Eukaryota; Metazoa; Chordata; Aves; Procellariiformes; Procellariidae. The annotation marks the transcript as partial. The record is from RefSeq and is a predicted model, not a curated record.